Messenger RNA from Agelaius phoeniceus (red-winged blackbird), 2221 nucleotides. RefSeq names its product polysaccharide biosynthesis domain containing 1 (gene PBDC1). Lineage: Eukaryota; Metazoa; Chordata; Aves; Passeriformes; Icteridae. Gene Ontology annotation, cellular component: cytoplasm. The record is from RefSeq and is a predicted model, not a curated record.
GCGAUGGCGGCGGCGGGGCUGGCGGGGCUGGGUCCCGGCGAGGCCGCGGCGGCCGCUCAGGCGCUGUCGCUGCCCGCGGAGAGCUUCGGUAACGACCCCCGUGUGGAGCUGGCCUGGGCCAUGAAGGCGCAUCAGCACGCCCAGGUCUACUUCAACCUGAUCUCCUCCGUGGAGCCCAAGUUCCUGAAGCUCACCCAGGUGGACGAGAGGAUCUAUGAGGAAUUCCGCAGAACCUUCCGGAACCUGCGCGUGGACGUGCUGGACCCCGAGGAGCUGAAAUCGGAGGCGGCCAAGGAGAAGUGGCGCCCGUUCUGCCUCAGCUUCGAGGGCGUGGUGGAGGAUUUCAACUUCGGGACUCUGCUGCGCCUGGACUCGCGCGGGGAAUACUCGGAGGAAAAUUCCAUCCUGGCCACCAGGAUCCAGUUCCUGGCCAUUGAGAUCGCCCGGAACAGGGAGGGCUGCAAUGAACACGUGCACAGCAGGGGCAGGGGGGCAGAGACAGGGGAGAGGAACCACGGGGUGGAAUCCUGAAAGAAAUCCUGAAAAACUGCAAGGAAUCCUGAAAGGACUUUCAUAAAUCCUGAGAAACUGUAAUGAAUCCUGAAAAACUGCAAUAAAUCCCGAAAGGACUUUUAUAAAUCCUGAAAGAGUUCAAUAAAUCUUGAAAGGACUUCAGUAAAUCCUGAAAGAAUUCAGUAAAUCCUGAAAGAAUUCAAUAAAUCCUGAAAAACUUCUAUAAAUCCUGAAAGGACUUCAGUAAAUCCUGAAAGAAUUCAAUAAAUCCUGAAAAACGGCAAUAAAUCCUGAAAUAACUUCAAUAAAUCCUGAAAGAAUUCAGUAAAUCCUGAAAGAGUUCAAUAAAUCCUGAAAGAAUUCAGUAAAUCCUGAAAGAAUUCAAUAAAUCCUGAAAGGACUUCAGUAAAUCCUGAAAGAAUUCAAUAAAUCCUGAAAGAAUUCAAUAAAUCCUGAAAGGACUUCAGUAAAUCCUGAAAUGACUUCAAUAAAUCCUGAAAAACUUCUAUAAAUCCUGAAAGAAUUCAGUAAAUCCUGAAAUUACUUCAAUAAAUCCUGAAAGAAUUCAGUAAAUCCUGAAAGAAUUCAAUAAAUCCUGAAAGGACUUCAGUAAAUCCUGAAAUGACUUCAAUAAAUCCAGAAAGAAUUCAGUAAAUCCUGAAAUUACUUUAACAAAUCCUGAAAGAAUUCAGUAAAUCCUGAAAGGAUUUUAAUGAAUCCUGAAAGGACUUUACUGAAUCCUAAAAGAGCUUUAAUAAAUCCUAAAAGGACUCCAAUCCUAAAAGAACUUACUUAAAUAAAUCCUGAAAGGACUUUUGUAAAUCUUGAAAGAAUUCAAUAAAUCCUGAAAGAACUUUAAUGAAUCCUAGAAGGACUUUAAUAAAUCCUAAAAUGACUUUAAUAAAUCCUAAAAUUACUUCAAUAAGUCCUAAAGGAACUUAAAUAAAUCCUGAAAGGAUUUCUAUAAAUCCUAAAAGGAUUUCAAUGAAUCCUAAAAGAACUUCAAUAAAUCCUGAAAUGACUUUAAUAAAUCCUAAAAUGAUUUUAAUAAAUCCUAAAAGAUUUCUAUAAAUCGUAAAAAACUUAAAUAAAUCCUAAAAGAACUUCAAUAUAUGCUAAAAUGAUUUUUAGAAAUCCUAAAAUUACUUUUAUAAAUCCUAAAAGAACUUUUAUAAAUCCUAAGAUUAUUUUAAUGAAUCCUAAAAUGACUUUAAUGAAUCCUAAAAUGACUUUGAUAAAUCCUAAAAGGACUUUAAUAAAUCCUAAAAGAAUUUGAAUAAAUGAUAAAGUAACUUUAAUAAAUCCUGAAAGAAUUCAGUUAUCCUGAAAGGACUUCAAUAAAUCCUAAAAUGAUUUCAAGAAAUCCUAAAAUGAUUUCAAGAAAUCCCAAAAGGACUUUAACAGAUCCUGAAAGAACUUGAAUGAAUCCUAAAAGAACUUCAAUAAAUCCUAAAAUGACUUUUAUAAAUCCAGAAAUGAUUUUUAUAAAUCCUAAAAGGACUUUAAUAAAUCCUAAAAGGACUUUAAUAAAUCCUAAAAUUAUUUUAAUAAAUCCUAAAAGUUCCCCAAGCUGUAGAUUUUUUUUUCCUUUUUUUUUUUUAAACCUAUUUAAAUCUAAACACCCCAAAACCCCCCAAAACCUCAACCACAUUUCCAGUAUUUUUUUUAAUAAAAAAUGAAAUAAACCAAACUGCAACCCACAAGAAGA